UUUUUGUAUUGGGGUUGUUGGAAUUAUCAGUUGCUUUGUUCUCUGCACCGUCAAAUGUGUUUGUAUUUUUCUCCCACAAGGUUUUCGAAACGCUUAUUCUUUUUCACGUUUUUUUUUUUCCACUCUGGCUGGCAGCAAUGUUUUUCUGCUGCAAACAGGAAUAUACAAAUGAAGACAAUCGUCUUUACCUCACAAAGAGAACAUGCCCCGUCCCAGUUUUGACAUGGUGGAUGACCAUUGUAACACAGAACGCAACUUUGACAUAAAAGCACGUGUACAUCUGUGCAUGAUUGCUUCCCUCGGGUGGUGAUUCAAAGGCAAAUACGUUAACCUGCUGGAUUCUCGCUCUGUGAUGGGAGACCUUGGAUGGGUGGCAUACCCGAAAAAUGGGUGGGAAGAAAUCGGGGAAGUAGAUGAAGACUAUGCCCCCAUCCACACCUACCAAGUGUGUCGGGUUAUGGAGCAGAACCAGAACAACUGGCUUCACACCAACUGGAUACUGACUGAAGGAGCUCAGCGGGUCUACAUAGAACUCAAGUUCACCCUGAGAGACUGCAACAGCCUCCCCGGUGGCGUCGGAACUUGCAAGGAGACGUUUAACAUGUAUUACUACGAAACGGAUGGCAGCGAACUGGAGGAUAGAGAUAUGGCGGAUGGGGAGGGGAUAACGGAGGAGGAAGACAGGGCAUUGAAGGAGAGCCAGUACAUCAAAAUUGACACCAUAGCAGCUGAUGAGAGCUUUACUGAGCUUGACCUCGGGGAUAGGGUUAUGAAGCUCAACACUGAAGUCCGCGAUUUAGGCCCUUUGACUCGGAAGGGCUUCUUCUUGGCCUUUCAGGAUUUGGGAGCCUGCAUCGCUCUCGUUUCUGUCCGAGUUUUCUACAAACGCUGCCCAUUCCUUGUGAAGAGCCUGGCCGAGUUCUCUGAUACCAUUCCCGCAUCAGAGGCCUCGCAGCUGGUGGAGGUUGUGGGUCGCUGCAUCAACAACUCUCUGCCUUUAUACGAGCCUCCCAGGAUGCACUGCAGCACUGAGGGAGAAUGGCUGGUUCCCAUUGGGAAGUGCGUGUGCCAGCCAGGAUUUGAAGAAAUCCUUGGAUCCUGUCAAGCCUGCAAAGUGGGGUUUUACCGCUCGCUGCUGGAGUCUCUUCUCUGCAGUAAAUGUCCGCCCCACAGUGUGGCCCGGCACACAGGAGCAACUUUAUGCAGCUGUGAAGAAGGAUAUUACAAGAUUGACUCAGAUCCUCCCAAUAUGGCCUGCACACGCCCACCGUCUGCUCCACGCAAUGCCAUCUCCAAUGUCAAUGAGACCAGCGUCUUCCUAGAGUGGUCUGUUCCCAUGGAGUCCGGCGGCAGGAAGGAUAUCCGUUAUAACGUCCUAUGCAGACAAGUCUUGCCGGACGGGAAGGUCUUGGAGGAGUGCGGUCCCACCGUUCGCUUUCUGCCACGUCAGGUGGGCUUGGCCAACACCUCAGUGAUGGUGGCCGACCUGCAGUCGCACACAAACUACAGUUUCCUGCUGGAAGCUGUCAAUGGUGUGUCAGAGCUGGCUAAAGAUCGCGCAAAGCAGUAUGUGUCACUCAAUGUGACCACCAAUCAGGCUGCUCCUUCGCCGGUGAGUGUGGUAAGAAAAGGUCACGCCGGAAAAAGCAGUAUCGCACUUUCCUGGGCAGAACCGGACCGACCAAAUGGCAUCAUCCUGGAAUAUGAGAUCAAGUAUUUUGAGAAGGAACAGGACUCCAGCUACACUAUAAUAAAAUCCAGGGAGACGGAGAUGGUGGUGGAAAGUCUAAAACCCUCUUCAGUGUACAUCUUCCAGGUGCGAGCCAGGACCUCCGCAGGCUACGGCACUUUUAGCCGCCGUUUUGAAUUCCAGACGAGCCCUUACUUAACAGCUACCAGUGAACGUGCUCAAGCUUCCAUUGUAGCGGUGGCCAUCACUUUGGCGCUGGUCCUUCUGGCAGUGGUGGCUGGAUUUCUGCUCAGUGGAAGGAGGUGCGGUUACAGCAAGGCAAAGCAAGAUCCUGAGGAGGAGAAAAUGCACUUCCAUAAUGGUCACAUAAAGUUUCCUGGAGUGCGUACCUACGUUGACCCCCUCACCUACGAAGACCCCAACCAGGCUGUGCAUGAAUUUGCCCAAGAGAUUGAGGUGUCCUUCAUCUCCAUUGAAAGAAUCAUUGGAGCUGGGGAGUUUGGUGAGGUGUGCAGCGGACCACUACGGUUGCCGGGGAAAAGGGAGAUGCAGGUCGCCAUCAAGACGUUGAAAGCUGGAUACACUGAGCAUCAGAGACGGGACUUUCUGUGGGAGGCGUCAAUCAUGGGACAGUUUAACCAUCCUAACAUCAUUCGCCUGGAGGGCGUGGUUACCAAGAGCAAACCUGUGAUGAUCAUCACUGAAUACAUGGAGAAUGGAUCGCUGGACACAUUUCUCAAGAAAAAUGAUGGCCAGUUCACUGUUAUCCAGCUGGUUGGUAUGCUGCGUGGAAUUGCAUCUGGCAUGAGGUACUUGUCUGACAUGGGCUACGUCCACCGCGAUCUGGCAGCUCGCAACAUUCUGGUCAAUGGUAACCUCGUGUGCAAAGUGUCUGAUUUUGGCCUGUCCCGAGUUCUGGAGGACGACCCUGAGGCUGCUUACACCACGCGGGGUGGAAAGAUUCCGAUUCGCUGGACAGCACCUGAAGCAAUCGCAUACAGGAAGUUCACCUCGGCCAGCGACGUGUGGAGUUACGGCAUAGUCAUGUGGGAAGUGAUGUCAUAUGGAGAGCGGCCCUACUGGGAGAUGUCCAAUCAAGACGUCAUCAAGGCAGUAGAAGAGAGCUAUAGGUUACCGGGUCCAAUGGAUUGCCCCGAGGCACUGUACCACCUCAUGAUGGACUGCUGGCAGCGAGAACGCAGCAAUCGACCCAAGUUUGACGAGAUUGUAUGUUUACUGGACAAACUCAUUCGCAACCCCUGCUCGCUGAAAAAUCUGGUCAACUCCUCGCAUAGGGUGUCCAACCUGCUAGUGGAGCAUGCCAGUGUAGACCUGGACUGUAACAUCUGGAGUAGAACAGUCAGCGAGUGGCUGGAUUCUAUCAAAAUGGGCCGGUACACGGAACUCUUCAUGGAAGGAGGCUACUCGUCACUGGACACCAUCGCUCAGAUGACGUCAGAGGACUUGAGGAGAGUUGGGGUGAACCUUGCUGGACAUCAGAAGAAAAUCAUCACUAGCAUUCAGGAGAUGAGAGUCCUUAUGAACAACUCCACUACCAGUGUCAACAUCUGAUGUCGACUGUAUGUGGAGACGCACAAUAUAUGUGGACCUAGAGCGGCUUAGCACUUUCUAAUGAUAAAGAACACUUUUUAUGGAUCAGUGAGUGGAUUUUUUUUUUUUUUUUUUUUUUUUUUUUUUUGGUGUCACAAUCCAAGCUGAAGGGAACUGAGUAAUUUUUUACAAAGGGAACACAGCGGGGUGACCAACAUUUAGUUCAAGUGAAGACUUUCCAUCUCGACCCAUUUCAGUGAAUCUUGGGGAUUCCUAACAUCCCACCAUUGCUUGGACUCUCGCAGUCAAACAUGAACAUGGAUUUUGAGAGCAACCAGCACUUUUCAGCUCUUUCACAAUUUUGUCUGUUUCCACUUUCAGCCUGUCUCAGGUUAUCUGAGUCCAGUGGAUCAGUAUACUUUGCUUAUUGUCUUCUGGAAACUCUUCUGCAAAGCGCACCGUUCUCCGGUGGGGUAUUAAUGCACCAACAGUUGCACAACAUGUGGAUGUGCUACUGUUUUUGUUUGGUGAUCAUAAUCAGGCUGUCAGUCAUUUAACAUCCCAAGUUAUGUUGAACCACAUUUCCAUCGUGAUCCAAAAAAGGAAUGGCAAGCACGUUUAAUGACCGAAGCCUGAAACAUUAUGACCCCACUUUUCUAGGUGUUUCUGUUUUGGAAUGAAUGUAAAGCUCUUCAGAUGCACAAAUGAACGGCUGCAUUAUGUUCUGAUAAUUAUGUGGAGCUUUAACGUGGGUAAAACCGCUCCGACACUCUUCUACGUUUGCUCGCAGACUGCAUGAAAAGCGCCGCUCGCUUAAUGUUGUCUUUUCUCAGAGGCAAAAAAAAAAAAAAA
This is a messenger RNA of Syngnathoides biaculeatus (alligator pipefish), 4093 nucleotides long. Its product is annotated as ephrin type-A receptor 5. NCBI's taxonomy places the organism in Eukaryota, Metazoa, Chordata, Actinopteri, Syngnathiformes, Syngnathidae. Bases 353 to 3262 code for a protein of 969 amino acids. The transcript is spliced from 20 exons. Gene Ontology annotation, cellular component: neuron projection; plasma membrane. The record is from RefSeq and is a predicted model, not a curated record. Gene Ontology annotation, biological process: cell surface receptor protein tyrosine kinase signaling pathway; protein phosphorylation; axon guidance. Gene Ontology annotation, molecular function: protein binding; ATP binding; transmembrane-ephrin receptor activity.